Messenger RNA from Odontomachus brunneus, 374 nucleotides. RefSeq lists its product as uncharacterized. Bases 39 to 374 code for a protein of 111 amino acids. NCBI's taxonomy places the organism in Eukaryota, Metazoa, Arthropoda, Insecta, Hymenoptera, Formicidae. The transcript has 3 exons. The record is from RefSeq and is a predicted model, not a curated record.
AAGUUUGCCGGGACAGUGAGGAAUAUAAUGAAAAUUAUAUGCAAAACUUUGAAGAACAUAGGUCUGCACAGCAAGCUAUUGAUAAAAGGAAAAAUUCAGUAACAACAAAUAACGUAAAAUCGCCCUUGAAAGGGAGCACAAAUAUGACAUGGACAAUUACUGAAAAUUUUGUUAAAAUUCAAGAAGAAAUACGUGUGAAGCUUGAACACAUGGAAGUUAAGUUAGACCGGAUCCUAAAUAAGCUCUUCUCAGAGGAAAUAAAAUUAAACACAUCACACGGAAUCCCAGCAUUUCCUCUACGUACAGAAGAAGAAUGGGAACAAAUGGAAGAAAUUCUCACAGAUGAUAAUGCAUUUAUAUACGUGAUGUAUUAG